Chaetomium strumarium is the source of this 228-nucleotide messenger RNA. RefSeq lists its product as uncharacterized. Bases 1 to 228 code for a protein of 75 amino acids. NCBI's taxonomy places the organism in Eukaryota, Fungi, Ascomycota, Sordariomycetes, Sordariales, Chaetomiaceae. The record is from RefSeq and is a predicted model, not a curated record. The transcript has 2 exons.
AUGGACCCGCACGAAGCCGCGGAGAAGAUGCUGCACUGUCGGUACACGGUCGACGAUUGCAAGGCCGGCAAGGCUUUCGGCGAGUACGCUCAGACCAUGUUGAAGUAUGCGACUCGGCUCGCGUGGCUGAUGAUCCGCCUCAUUCCAAAGGAGGCGCUGGGGUUUGCCUCCGCAACCCCCGCCCAGAACCGGGUAGUCGACUGGAUAGCGUUUAUGCGCCUCGCUUAG